AUGUUUGUUGACGAAAAUUUAGCCCAAAUUUCUCAAGAUAUUGGACUUCUUUCACUUGGAGCAAAUGACAAACAAAUUGAACAAUUAGCUACAGUUUAUUGGUUUAUUAUUGAAUUUGGACUUUGUAAACAAAAUGGUAAAAUUUGUGCAAUAGGAGCUGGGUUACUUUCCGCUUAUGGAGAAUUAAAGUAUGCCUGUUCUAAUGAACCCGAACACGAACCAUUUAAUCCAGAAAUUACUUCAUUACGGUGA
This is a messenger RNA of Meloidogyne enterolobii, 252 nucleotides long. The record is from the annotation of a GenBank genome assembly. Lineage: Eukaryota; Metazoa; Nematoda; Chromadorea; Rhabditida; Meloidogynidae.